Molecule: messenger RNA, 1200 nt
Organism: Nerophis lumbriciformis (worm pipefish)
Lineage: Eukaryota; Metazoa; Chordata; Actinopteri; Syngnathiformes; Syngnathidae
Source: RefSeq, a predicted model, not a curated record
AUGGAAGUGGUGGGCGGCAAGGCAGAAGCAGCCGCUCGCACGUUGCGCCCAGGACCGGGAGCCAUGCUUUUCCACGGGAUCUCCGGGGACCACAUCCAAGGUAUCAUGGAGGAGAUGGAGAGAAGGUCCAAAUCGGAGUCUCGCCUGGCCAAGAGCAUGCAGAUCAACGGCAGAGAAACGACCAUGCCCUCCAUGAGCCCGGAAAAACCUGCCCUAUGCGCCGGCUGCGGGGGCAAAAUUUCGGACAGAUACUACCUCCUGGCCGUCGACAAGCAGUGGCACCUGCGCUGUCUCAAAUGCUGUGAAUGUAAACUAGCGCUAGAAUCGGAGCUAACGUGUUUUGCCAAGGAUGGCAGCAUCUACUGCAAAGAGGAUUACUACAGAAGGUUCUCGGUGCAGAGGUGCGCGCGCUGCCACCUGGGCAUUUCCGCCUCGGAGAUGGUGAUGCGCGCGCGAGACUCCGUGUACCACCUCAGCUGCUUCACAUGCACCUCGUGCAACAAGACCCUCACCACCGGCGAUCAUUUCGGCAUGAAGGACAGCCUCGUCUACUGCCGCCUUCACUUCGAGAGCUUGGUGCAGGGCGCCGACUACCACCCACAGCUCAACUUCGCAGAGCUGGCUGCCAAGGGCGGCGGCCUCGGCCUCCCCUACUUCAACGGCACCGGCGCUGCUCAGAAGGGACGACCAAGGAAGCGAAAGAGCCCGGCCAUGGGCUUGGAUUUACCCACCUAUAACACAGGCUGCAAUGAGAACGACGCGGACCACUUGGACCGGGAUCAGCAGGCCUACGCGCCGACGCAGAAGACCAAACGCAUGCGUACCUCCUUCAAGCACCACCAGCUGCGGACAAUGAAAUCCUACUUUGCCAUCAACCACAACCCGGACGCCAAGGACCUCAAGCAGCUGGCCCAGAAGACGGGCCUGACCAAAAGAGUUCUGCAGGUUUGGUUCCAAAACGCGAGAGCCAAAUUCAGAAGGAACGUUUUACGACAGGAGAACGGAGGUGUUGAUAAGGCUGAUGGCACCUCGCUCCCUCCGCCCUCGUCCGACAGUGGGGCCCUGACCCCCCCCUCCAGCGCAGCCACGCUAACAGACCUGACAAACCCCUCAAUUACUGUAGUGACGUCCGUCACCUCUAGUUUGGACAGCCACGAUUCGGGGAGCCCUUCACAAACUACCUUGACGAACCUUUUCUAA